Molecule: messenger RNA, 839 nt
Organism: Papaver somniferum (opium poppy)
Lineage: Eukaryota; Viridiplantae; Streptophyta; Magnoliopsida; Ranunculales; Papaveraceae
Product: major latex protein 15-like
Exons: 2
Coding region: 70-543 (157 amino acids)
Biological process (GO): defense response
Source: RefSeq, a predicted model, not a curated record
UUUAUAUGUGUCAUUGUUUUUCAAACUUACUUAUAUAUCAAGGAAAACAAUCAAUAUCAAUUACCAAAAAUGGCUCAACAUCAUACCAUUUCAGGUCUUAUUGGGAAGCUUGUGACCGAAUCAGAAGUUAAUUGCGAUGCUGAAAAAUAUUACAAAAUAAUUAAGCACCACGAAGAUGUACCUAAUGCAACCCCUUAUGUUUCCGAUGUCAAAGUUACUGAAGGACAUGGUACCACUUCGGGUUGUGUCAAGCAAUGGAACUUUGUUGUUGCGGGUCGAAACGAAUAUGUCCUUGAAAAAACAACAUACAAUGAUGAAACAAGGACAAUAUGUCACAGUGACUUUGAAGGAGACCUGAUGAAGAAAUACAAGAAGUUUGAUGCAAUCCUUGUAGUUAAGCCAAAGGAUAAUGGACAUGGUAGUAAUGUGAGAUGGACUAUUGAAUAUGAGAAGAAUAACGAGGAUUCUCCGGUUCCAAUUGAUUAUCUAGGUUUCUUCCAAUCGUUAAUCGAUGACUUGAACUCUCAUCUUUGCUCCUCUUAAUAAUUUGGAUUGAUGAUACGUAUCAACACCUUCUACGUACAGUUCGAUCGCUUAUGUGGGUAUGUAUUUGUGUGAUAAUAAAUAGUAUGUGGAUUUUUCACAAUAUAUACAAUAAUGUGCAUACAUGCACGUGUGAUUUGUCUUAUUUAUUUUCAUUAUCAUUUUUUGUCAUGUUUUAAGGCGUAUAAUAUGACUUUAAGUCAUUCGAGCGGUUUCUAGUCUAUAGGUACACUGUCAAUAAAAACCCUCAUCAUGAAUUAUAUUGUGUAUAAAAAGUUGUUUCUUAUAUCAUGUUU